UAUUUGAUAACAAAGAAAAUUAUAGAACCCAUGGUUUUGAACGUUUGAAUUUCGCGCGUUACGUUCCUCCAAUCAGAGGCAAGCUGAACCUUUUUCUUGUAGAAAAUUCAAAAUGGCGUCAGUGACACAUUCGGGGCUGUCAAAUUGGCUUGGGAUACGCCUAAAUUUCAAUCUUUUGUACUAAUUUCUACCGAAAAUAGAGUAUCAUGAAUACAGUGAGUGCAGAACAUUUUUGUGUCAACUGAUCUACGCACAGAAAAUUAGUGGUCUAUGCAGAAAGCUUUGCUUGACCUGUUUUUUCACGUAUGCUCAGCGCAACUUAGGCUAUCUUAACAUAAUGACACAACCUCUUCUGCUUGGUCGAAGCGAAAUUAAACGUUAAUUUGUGACGAUAAUCCGUGCAUUUUUUCUGAUAAACGUGCCUCCAAAACGAGGUACAAGGCAACUAUUUAGCGAAGGCUGUAAACUUGAUCUAGUGUGAAAAUGGAAGCCGUCGUGGAAUAUAAUUACGUGGCCAAAGAGCCCGACGAGUUGACCCUAAGAAAAGGGGACGUCAUUAAAGACAUCAAGAUGAUACUCGGAGGUUGGUGGGAAGGUACCUUGAGGGAUAAACGCGGCAUGUUUCCCGACAAUUUUGUCAAGGUUCGGACACCUCCAGCAGAAGAAGCAGGAAUGGUCGCAGGAAGUCGGGCAAGUGCCGGAAGUGCAAGUGGAGAAGGAAGCACAAGUGGAGCAGCUGAAGAAGUUACUUUGCGUAAUGGAGGAUCGGGAAGGAGAACUUGUAGAGUCCUAUUUAGUUACGAACCCUGUAAUCCUGAUGAAUUGAAGCUCGUGCCGAAUGAUACUAUAGAAUUUCUAGGAGAAGUAGAAGAAGGCUGGUGGCGAGGGCGAAACAAUCGACGAAUUGGCGUUUUUCCCUCUAAUUUUGUGGCUCCUCCCACGGCCGAUGAAAUGAGCAAAAGUAAGGAGAAGGACGAUGAGGAAUUGUGCAGGGUCUUGUUCCCGUAUCAGGCCUCCAACGAGGACGAGUUGACUCUCAUCGAAGGAGAUAUAAUCAGACUUCUUUCUCGAGAUGCACCUGAUAAGGGCUGGUGGCAAGGUCAACUCAGAGGGCAGAUAGGACUAUUUCCCGAUAAUUUUGUUGAAGUUAUCAAUUCAAAGAGCGACCAGCAAGAGCAGGAUCAAUGGCAAGAGACAAAUCAGGUCACGUCGAAGAUUAAGCACACCACAAAGCGAACUGAAAAAGCACACGUUAGAAAAAGUCUUGACACCAGAACUAGGACAGAUACAGCUAGCAAGAAAACACCAUCGCCAUCGGCAGUGACGCCAAUCCUGGGAGGCGGAAGCGGUGAUAAGAAGUCGGGCAAUCAUUCCAUUUUGUCGAGUCUGAAGCGACUUGUGGGUGACAGUGGCAGUAACAACGGCAACGGAAGCGUAAACAUGGGUUUGGAAGAGGAGCUUGAUGGCGUCGAACGAGGUGAAGGUUUGCCACUUUCACAUCUUACGGCUUCCAGGGCAAAAGCACCUCGUAGACGACCACCUACGACUCAGCAUUUACGUCACACAGCUGCCUCGUCAAUUACGAGUGUUGUUUCAUCAAACACAGCCAAUCUCUUAACGGACGAAGGUAUGACGAAUGGAAAUGGUGACAAUACUGCGGAACUGCAUCGAGACGAUGAUGGUGAUGGCCCAGUGGGAAAAGCUCGAAGAAAAGCUCCUUGGUUGGAUGAAUUGCAUUUGAACCAGCUUGAAAGAAGAAAACAUGGAGUGGACAGAGUGGAUAAAAUUGAAGUGAAGAAGGAGCGAAUCUAUUCGAGGCUCUCGACGUCCACGAAUGUUGCCGAAGUUGGAAUUAAACCAGAAUCUGAAAGUGAAGAAUCGAAACCGAAAGAAAGCGAAAGAACGAUAUCAACUGAUGCGUCGAAUCACGUUCCACAUGCCUCUUCUUCUACGCCUACACAUCUACAUCCAGCUUUUGUUCCUUAUCAUCUUUACAGCCAACUUUUAGACAGGGUCGGAGUUUUAGAAGAAAAGCAAAUAGUGCUUCAGCGAACGGUGAAUCAACUUUCCGAGCAAUUGAUUUCCUUGCUGGAGAAGAAAUCUACGAGUGAGGAAUAAUUUGAGCCAACGUAACUAUUCUCCAAGCAUUCCCUCCUCUUUUUUUUCUAAUGACAAAUUUUUGUCGCUGUAAGUAAGGAUGAUGAACUUGAUAAUUUUGUGAUUGUUAUGUAUUUAUUAGUUCCGAAGGCAGCGUCACCUGUCUUGUUUUAUUGUUCGCGCUUGAGCAAAUAAAUGUGAGAGCGUGGCUGAAAACGCAACAUUCCAAGUGACAUUCUAUAGUAUAACUACGAGCAUUUAGAGAAUAUUUAGUUGGCCCUUUGUCGCGUCAGAACUGCAAAUUCGCAAGAAAUGAUUGACGCCUUCGUUCCUACAAUGGGCGAAAUUAAAUUUUCCUUUAAAUUACGAGUAAUUUAAAUUAAAUUUAAAUUAAAAUUAAAAUUAGGCAAAGCGGAUACUAAGAAUGUCCGGAAAAUUCGGUUAGUGAUUUAUAAUAUUAACGAUUUGUAAGUUAAAUUAGAAAGUUCUUGACUUUAAGAAGCGGUUUCAAAAACUUAGUAUACUUUAAGUUUAUCGACUCGCUGUGCCAAUACAUUUCUCAGUUUUUUAUGCCCGAUUUUGAUAGCAAAUCUGAUUUGAUUGAUUAAACAAAAGUGAUACAGAAUUUUUCUUAUUUUUUGGCGGAAGAACAUAAUUAUUUUCUAGUCGCUUUCUCAUUUGUUUUAAACAGAGCUUUCAAGCUCUUCAGAAUUUAUAUACAUACUAUAUUCGUUUUCUCGAGGCAUGUUUGCUUAUUUUUAAAUAAGGAAUGAGUACUGAAGGAAUCGACUUUUGGCGAUUUUAGCAACCAGUGAUUAGAAUAAGAAAAUGUGAUUCUGUAAAAUUGAGCAAGAGUGAACAUGUACAGACAGGAAAAACCGAUUUUAGAAAUUUUAUGAAUGUAAAUUCCGGAGAUCGACGCAUUUUACUCGAAGUAGUGCAAUUUUAUUGGAAGAAUUAUUCUUCGCAUAACGAUUUAUUUGAAAGUCUUGUUUUUUCAACUCUGUUAAAAUGAGCACAAUUAAUUUCGGUUGAAAUCUGUUCUAAUUUGUAAAUACCUGAAAAUCACCGAGCCGUAGACCCAAAUCAUAAACUAAGAAAUAUGCCUGCUUUGCUGUGGUUAAUGGUGCUAUCGAAAAAAAAAAUAAACUUAGAUGAUUGUAAUUUAAAAAAAAAGAUACACACAUAAUCAAAAAAGCAGUGUGUAAAGAGCUUUUUAUAUACGCAGAAGCAGGUAUUUUGCUAUUCAAUCAGUUCUCUCUCAACAGACCAAUCUUCUAUGUUAUCUUCCACCUGGAACGAAUCAUUUUGUACUUUUAUAAUACUUGGAUAGAUAGUUUAAUUAUAAUCGAACCACAAUUUAUUACAGGCAAUUUUUUUGUAUUCGAGUGAUGAAAAA
Belonocnema kinseyi is the source of this 3496-nucleotide messenger RNA. Its product is annotated as SH3 domain-containing kinase-binding protein 1-like. NCBI's taxonomy places the organism in Eukaryota, Metazoa, Arthropoda, Insecta, Hymenoptera, Cynipidae. The record is from RefSeq and is a predicted model, not a curated record. The transcript has 9 exons. Gene Ontology annotation, molecular function: protein binding. Bases 484 to 2118 code for a protein of 544 amino acids.